This is a messenger RNA of Triticum dicoccoides, 3617 nucleotides long. RefSeq lists its product as uncharacterized. Bases 916 to 3522 code for a protein of 868 amino acids. The record is from RefSeq and is a predicted model, not a curated record. Lineage: Eukaryota; Viridiplantae; Streptophyta; Magnoliopsida; Poales; Poaceae. The transcript is spliced from 2 exons. Gene Ontology annotation, molecular function: protein binding.
GGAUCUGGAUUCUCAAAAAAUAAAAGGAGAAAGAGGGAUCUUUGCCGGCGCCGCCUCCUCUUGCACUCGUGCCCGCCGUGCAGUUUUGAUCCGCCGGCGCACUUGCCUUCCAGCCCGCCUCUCUCCAUCGAGAUCCGCCCCACGUUCAGAGGUACCUCCCUCCCCGCCCGGUUCCCUUCUCCGCCUCUCUCCCCUGUCCAACACCCACGGUGCCGCGUCUAGCUUGGACGAACAUCAACCGAAGCUGCAGAAGGGAUCCAGAUUGGAUUGGUUUAAGGGGAAAAACAAGACAGGUACAAAAUUUUCAGCGUAGGUGUCAAAUCCCCAGCAGAGUUCACGGUACCAGUAAUGGAGAUAUUAUGGGUGUUUUGGAGAGCUAGUCCAGAACCGUGAUGGCUUGGAUCGUUGACCUUAACUAAUUAGUACUACUAGAUUGUAAUGUUUGCAAUCUAAAAAAGACCAAGUCAUUACUCGUUGAAAGGAUUAGAGUGCAUCAGCCAUGAUUACUGUGAUAACAAGCUUCAGUUUCGAUGGUCGCUGUGGAAAAGGAAUUGAUAUUUAAGGGAUGUAUCUAUGUAGUGUGCUGCACAGCUUCAGAUUUGUACAAAGCUCUGAAUUUGAUUGCUGUGUCAACUAAUUUACAUUGUGCUGGAGAGCUACAGCGACUAUCUUUUGUGCUCUCUUGCUUAUUCGUUGCUAUGUACAUUGUUGUUUCAGAGCUACCUCAAAUAUUAUUGUUUCAUGAUUCUUGUAUGCUUAUCUUCACAUAAUGUUUUUCAUGGCUUUGUUCUGUUUUCCUUGAUGAGUAUAGUGUAUAGUUUAUCUUUAUUGCAUCAUCGUUUUAAAGACUGAAGGAACUCUGAGACUGCUGGACGUGAUUCGAUCCCUCCUAUUGACCUCGACUGGGCGUUGAAGAUGCAUAGCAGCAGGGCAGAGGAUAUCACGCCUAGGGAGGUCAAGAAGAGGAGGAGAAUUCACAUGGCCAAUGCACUAGAUGGUUGCGGGGCGUCGAUUCCAUAUGAGAUUAUCGUAGAGGUGCUGCAGUGGCUCCCCGUCAAAUCUAUCUUCCGCUUCCGGGCAGUUUGUCGCUCCUGGGAGGCGCUGCUCUCCUCCGAUGAAUUCCGCUGCCUCCAUAUGACAGCAGCUAAGGAUCCAAGGCGGCGGGCACCACCACCAAAGCUGCUAUACAUCUCACCUACCACCACAUUCGACUCCACCGCGGUCUACUCGUGCUCCUUCUCAUCAUCAUCAUCAUCUAGCCGACCCAGAGAUCGCGGGGACCUACUGUUUACCAUCGACGGUGCCCGUGGCAACUGUGUGGAAGUAGUGACGCCCAUGCCAUGCCGCGGCCUCACCCUCCUCUACGACGCUAUCGGCGCAGCUUUCUACAUCUGCAACGCUGCAACACGAGCCGCUACGCGUCUGCCAGCUUCCACUGAGGAACGAGCAGCCAGGUCCACUGCUGGGCUGGGGUUUGAUGCCCACACAGAUGAGUACAAAGUGGUGAGGUUGAUCAAUAGGUUGUGUCAUCAGAAGGACAUGGUGAGGUGUGAGAUUUACACACCUGGAGGCCGCUUUGGGGAUCGCUGGAGGCCGCCUGCCGGAGGAGUACCCUUGAGCUUGCAUCAGUUUGUAUAUGCCGCUGUUACAAAUGCGGAAUUGAACAAAUUACCUCCUGUGUUUGCCAAGGGUUGCCUGCACUGGUUGAUGAGACCUGCCUCUUUCACCACGACUCCGAGUGUUGCUGUCGUGUCCUUCUCGGUCACAGAGGAGACCUUCACAUGUCUCCGGUCCCCGCCCUUCUGGGUGCCAGGAGCGCCGCCGAUCAGGUAUGGGUUGUCCAAAGAGCAACUAGUGGAGAUGGAUGACCAACUAUGUUUGGUCCGAGAUACUUGCAACACAAUCCUUUAUGUUAACGUUUUGGAGAUCUGGAAACUGCCGGACUAUAGCUCUGGUGACUGGUUACUGAGUCAUCGGAUCAAUUUGUCGAGCCACGUGGCAAGGGAUUUACGCGAAUCAGAAAUUCUGAGAGUUAUUGGAUGUUUUAGCAUCACUUCCAGGUCGCCAAGGAAGAAGAUAGUCAUCACUACUAGCAAGCACAAGAUUUUCGACAAGUAUCAGAAAAUGGUUCACACCUAUGACCCUAGGUCUGAAGCUCUAGAAACCAUUCUUUCAAUCACAGAGACACACUCAACUCCAUAUUAUGGGCCCCCAAGUUCAAGGUUUAGUUUCAUUCAAGACACCCUUGCUCCUGUGCAUAAAACAGAUGAAAAGAUGGCCUUGUCAUCUGACCUGGCUAAGGUGACUGGAGAGAUCCUACUCCGCCUCCCAGCUAAAGCAGUGAUACACUCCAAAUUUGUGUGCAAGCAGUGGUUCAGAUUGAUCGAGAGUGACAACUUCAUUCAGUCAUACUUUCAGCAUAAGAACAUGGACAACAGACCUAAGGUCAUGCUUCUGGUCAAGGGCACUGGACAAUUGGGCUUCAGUUUUGCUCCCUUAAAUAAAUGCCUCCAAGAAGCUCCUAGUAACACUAGAUUACUUGAUACAAAGGUGGUUUGCUCCAAGCCUUGCCAUGGGCUGAACUUGGUAAGCACCAAGACGGAGGUCUAUCUCUGCAAUCCAUGUACAGGUUUCCACAGGGGUUACUCGCUGGGGCCAAGUUUGCUGCAGAGAAUGCCUAAAGCAGAAGAGCAUGCUUUUACAGUCGGCAAUAAGAAUAUUGGCUUGACUUUCGACCCUUUGACUCAACAACAUGUUAUCGUGGCAAUGUUCUAUCGCCAGAAGGACUUCAAAUCUCGUCAAUAUGACCUGAGAUGCACGUUACGCUGGUGUGACUCUCGGGAUCGCCCCCAACUGAGCUCGGUACCGCCUCUGCCUGUGAAUGACAUGCCACCGGCCUAUGUUGAAGGAAUGCUGUACUGGAUGAGUGAACCAAGGUUGGGACGGAGCUGUGAAUGGAACAUUGUUUCUUUCAACCUUGCUACAAGAAUUUUCAAUGUCGUCCCUUGCCCUUCGUGGUUUGCAAGAUGGAAUAGCAGAAACCGUUGUCGUGCAUUUGUUGUUGAACUCGAGGGAGUAUUAUGUGCUGUUCUAGCAGAUCCAAUGGCAGAAAAAUUAGAUGUAUGGAAGCUAGAGGAUGACCAAUGGGGCAGAGCAUACACAAUUCACCUGGAAGCAUAUCCUGACUAUUCCCUUAAGACAGGUGUUGUGGUGCCAUUAGCUGUUGAUCGCGAUCAUGGGAGGAUCCUGCUCAGCACUGGGAGGAAAAUAGGACUGUAUGAUCCAGUAGAGCAAGCAAUUCAAAAUUUGUAUUCACUUGAUCAGGUGCCGGUUGUCAGAAGCUGUAGUCCACACCAUAAGUUUCUUGAUAUGCCUUCAACUUCUAGUUUGACAUGCUCCAAAGAAGACUCAGCGGCGGAGAUGAAUAGAAUGGACUCUAAGAUGAUUCCUUGUGUUCCAAUGUUAUAUGUGGAGAGCUUGGCAUGUUACACCCGUGUGCCCAAAAAACAAUUGAUGUGGUGAUAUCUUGCCUGCAUGUUGGUGAACUGAAACACCAAGCUUUGAUAAUGUAAUACUAGUAUUGAACAUUUUUAUUGCGAGUAUAUCAUUUCGCUUUU